AUGAGCAAACCACUCCCCGCCUUCCGCUCGCCGCUGACCCAACUUUCCGAAAACCAACGUCCCUCGACCGCCCAACCGCCCUCAAAAAAACUCCAUCGGAUAAACUCCACCCCCUCUCAGUCUCCCAUCUUCAAACCCUUCAAGUGUCCCGGUUCUGCAGCUCCAAAGAGAGAAUCCGCUUUGCCACCUCGUAAGCGCCGAAAGGUCAAUUAUGCAGGUGCUGAUGGAGAUAACGAAGACGGCGAGGUAUCCUGGACGGCUCCUGGUGCCGUUCUUGCUCUCCGUGAAGCGAACAAGCUUCCGAUAUUCAAAGUAAAAGACGCAGAAUCUACUUUCCGUUCAAGGUUUGCUAUUCCGUUCAUCGAUAAGUCUCGUAUCAACAAUGAUCGUCCGACUAUUGCUUUGGGUAUGCGUCGGGGUGCGAAUUUUGUAGCAAAGGCGCUUCAUGAUCCUGCCGGUGAAUUUGCAAUCGUUCUCUAUGAUCCUACUAUCGAUGAUAAGAAGGAGGAACCUGAAGAGGCACCUAGUGCCCCGGAACCUGAAUCAUCGGAUAAGUCUUCGAAAGGGCGACCGAACAAAAGUUUGAAUGAAAUCCUGGGAAUCAAGAAGCAAGAUGUUAGUGAAAUUCCUAGAGUCGCCGUAGUCAUCGAUCCGAGGUUGGCAAAGGUGCUCAGACCCCAUCAGAUCGAGGGUGUCAAGUUUCUGUAUCGGGCAACAACAGGCCUUAUUGACUCCAAGGCGCAUGGAUGUAUCAUGGCCGAUGAAAUGGGUCUCGGUAAAACGCUCCAAUGCAUCACCCUUAUGUGGACGCUUCUUAAACAAUCUCCAGAAGCUGGAAGGCCUACAAUUAGGAAAUGUGUCAUUGCGUGUCCUUCAAGUUUGGUUCGCAACUGGGCUAAUGAACUUGUAAAAUGGCUGGGAGAGGGCACCAUCCACCCGUUCGCCGUGGACGGCAAGGCCACCAAAGAAGAACUUAUCAGCCAGCUCAAACAAUGGGCUAUCGCCUCCGGAAAUCAGGUCGUUCGCCCGGUCCUAAUCGUCUCGUAUGAAACCCUUCGUCUAUACGCCAAAGAGCUAGGGAGUACCGAGAUCGGCCUCAUGCUGUGUGACGAGGGCCACAGACUAAAGAAUGGUGAGAGUUUGACUUUCACCGCUCUGACAGAGUUGAACGUCAAGCGUCGUGUCAUCUUAUCAGGAACACCAAUCCAAAACGACUUGACGGAAUAUUUCUCAUUGCUCAAUUUUGCAAACCCUGACUACCUUGGAAGUCGUGCCGACUUCCGCAAGAAGUACGAAAUGCCAAUUCUGCGGGGUCGUGAUGCAAAUAGUGAUGAGAAAACACGGGAGAAGGGUGACGAACGUCUGAAAGAACUCUUCGGACUUGUCAACAAGUUCAUUAUUCGACGCACCAACGACAUUCUUUCGAAAUAUCUACCGGUCAAAUACGAACACGUUGUCUUUUGUGGGCUUGCACCUUUCCAGAGAGACCUCUACAAUCAUUUUGUUACUAGCUCCGAAGUCAGGAAACUGCUUCGUGGUGUUGGAUGCAAACCUCUCAAGGCUAUCAAUGUUCUGAAGAAACUGUGCAAUCACCCAGAUCUGUUGGAGCUCCCGGACGAUCUCCAUGGAAGUGAACAGUUCUUCCCAAGCGAUUUUGUUCCGAAAGCAGCGAGAGGGCGGGAUGGGAGAUAUGUCAACGUCUGCUACUCUGGGAAGAUGCUUGUUUUGGACAGGAUGUUGGCUAGAAUUCGCCAGGACACCAAUGAUAAGAUUGUUUUGAUCAGUAAUUACACACAGACUUUGGAUGUGUUUGAGAAAUUGGCACGUUCGAAAGGAUACGGCUUCCUUCGGCUAGACGGAACGAUGAACGUCAACAAGCGUCAGAAGUUGGUGGACAAGUUCAAUAACCCGGACGGAGACGAGUUUAUCUUCCUGCUGAGCAGCAAGGCUGGUGGUUGCGGUCUCAAUCUUAUUGGAGCCAAUCGUCUAGUUUUGUUUGAUCCGGAUUGGAAUCCUGCAGCUGAUCAGCAGGCUCUUGCUCGUGUGUGGCGUGAUGGCCAGAAGAAGGAUUGCUUUGUGUACCGUUUCAUCGCUACCGGUACGAUCGAAGAGAAGAUUUUCCAACGACAAUCUCACAAGCAGUCGCUCUCUUCGUGUGUCGUAGACGAGGCGCAGGACGUGGAACGACAUUUCGGAUCCGAAGAUCUCAGAAAGUUAUUUGAGUACAACACUAAUACUCGUAGUGAUACACACGAUACAUUCAAGUGUAAGAGAUGCAAGCCAGAUGGAAGACAGUAUGUGAAGGCGCCGGCGAUAUUAUACGGUGAUACUAGCACAUGGAAUCAUUUUGCAGGAGACGGUAUGGGGAAGAUUGAGGAUCUAUUGUUGAGACAAGAGGGGGAGUAUGGUGGGGACGAGAGGGUUGUCAACGGAGCCGCCGACUCCUCUACAGAACAACAACCUCCCUCACCAACAUCUUCCCAACCGUUACCCACCCUACCCACCAAUCUUACUGUAGCCGAAGAGCGACCAGCUAAACGCUCACACUCUUCCACCGCUACACACCCACAUCUUGCCGGUGACUACGAAACCGACGAAGACGCCGCUUUCUCGCCAGCAUACGACGCUCUUAUUGAGAACGAACCGAAAGGGAAAAUGUCCGAAAUGAGUGAUGACGAUUUUCUCUCUGGGGGUUCUGACGAGGACUUCAUGGACGAGAGCAUGGAUAGCGACUUCGAGGAAGAAGAUGGCACCCAGUACCUCGAUGAUAAGGACGAUAAACCUCAGAAGAAAGCUUACGAAGUUGAUUUCACUGUUCUCACAGAAGCCGAAAUAAAAAAGGCACAAAGUGACGCAAUAGAAGAAUCUUGUAAUAUCUUGGCCAUGAGCCCGGAAAAUUGCGCCGUUCUCCUUCGUCACUUCAAAUGGAACAAGGAUCGCAUGAUUGAACAAUAUAUGGAUGGCUCGCAGAAGCUGCUCGAGGAGGCUGGAGUCGAUUUAACAGGAUUCAACAAGCCGGAACUGAAGACGGUGCCCGGUUUCGCGUGUGAUAUCUGCUGUGAGGAUGAAAAUGGACUUCCAACAUUCAGUUUGAGGUGUAAUCACCGAUACUGUGCCGAUUGCUAUAGACAUUAUUUAAGUCAAAAGAUAAAGGAAGAAGGAGAAGCGAUAAGGAUACAGUGCCCGUCGGAUGGAUGUAAGGUUUUGGUUGAUCCAAAGUCGAUUGUCAUGUUGGCAGGUGUCGGUGUGCUCUCUCGAUACUAUGAGCUUCUUAAUAGGACUUAUGUAGAGGAUAGAGAAAAUCUGCGCUGGUGCCCUGCGCCAAACUGCGAAUAUGUUGUGGACUGUCCUGUCUCGCAGAAACAGUUGCAGGAAAUCGUCCCGACAGUGCUCUGCGACUGCGGGCACCACUUCUGCUUCGGCUGUGGCUCCAACGACCAUCAGCCCUGUCCUUGCGGCCUUGUUAAGAAAUGGUUGAAGAAGUGCGAAGAUGAUUCCGAGACUGCAAACUGGAUUUCGGCGAACACAAAGGAGUGUCCCAAAUGCCAGAGCACGAUCGAGAAGAACGGUGGAUGCAACCAUAUGACAUGCCGAAAGUGCAAGCAUGAAUUUUGUUGGGUUUGCAUGGGGCCGUGGAACGAGCACGGAACAAGCUGGUACAACUGUAACAGAUACGAGGAGAAGAGCGGUAUUGAUGCCCGAGAUACUCAGGCUAAGAGCCGAGCUAGCUUGGAGAGGUACCUUCAUUACUACAACCGCUACGCAAACCACGAACAAUCAGGGAAGCUGGACAAGGACCUCUACAUUAAGACCGAGAAGAAAAUGACCAUGCUUCAGUCUGCUUCGGGCAUGUCAUGGAUCGAGGUCCAGUACCUCGACGCCGCCUCCAAAGUUCUUCAGCAAUGCAGACAAACACUCAAGUGGACUUACGCCUUCGCCUUCUACUUACAGCGAAACCAUUUGACCACUAUAUUUGAAGACAAUCAGAAGGACUUGGAAAUGGCGGUCGAAGCUCUCAGUGAGCUGUUUGAGAAGCCCACCGAUCAGUUGGCGAAUAUCAAGGUUGAGAUGAUGGAUAAGACAGCUUAUGUGAGCAACCGACGAGUGAUCCUGCUAGAUACCACAGCAAAAGGUUUGCAGGAUGGCACUUGGGAGUUUACUGUUGAGUUUUAA
Orbilia oligospora ATCC 24927 is the source of this 4173-nucleotide messenger RNA. RefSeq lists its product as uncharacterized. Gene Ontology annotation, biological process: reciprocal meiotic recombination; double-strand break repair via synthesis-dependent strand annealing. The coding region runs from base 1 to 4173 and encodes 1390 amino acids. The transcript has 9 exons. Gene Ontology annotation, cellular component: nucleus. Gene Ontology annotation, molecular function: ATP-dependent chromatin remodeler activity; DNA translocase activity; zinc ion binding. The record is from RefSeq and is a predicted model, not a curated record. Lineage: Eukaryota; Fungi; Ascomycota; Orbiliomycetes; Orbiliales; Orbiliaceae.